Messenger RNA from Brassica napus (rape), 657 nucleotides. RefSeq names its product beta-galactosidase 7-like. Gene Ontology annotation, biological process: carbohydrate metabolic process. The transcript has 3 exons. NCBI's taxonomy places the organism in Eukaryota, Viridiplantae, Streptophyta, Magnoliopsida, Brassicales, Brassicaceae. Bases 1 to 657 code for a protein of 218 amino acids. Gene Ontology annotation, molecular function: beta-galactosidase activity; carbohydrate binding. The record is from RefSeq and is a predicted model, not a curated record. Gene Ontology annotation, cellular component: cell wall; vacuole.
AUGUCUAAAUGGUCAGUUGAAAAUGUACCGUUUAACCGAACCAUGACUUGGUAUAAGGCUACAUUCAAGUCUCCCUUGGGAAAUGAUCCAGUUGUUGUCGAUCUUAUGGGACUUGGAAAAGGUACAGCUUGGGUCAAUGGAAACAACAUUGGGCGUUAUUGGCCGGCAUUCAUUUCAAGCGGAAAUGGUUGUGAUGCAAAAUGUAAUUAUAGAGGUGCUUAUCAUGCUGAAAAAUGUCUGACCAAUUGUGGAGAACCCACACAAAGAUGGUACCAUGUUCCUCGUUCUUUCUUGAAUGCAGAAGGAGAUAACACACUAGUUUUGUUUGAAGAGAUGGGAGGAAACCCAUCGCUUGUCAGUUUCCAAACUACUAGAGUAGGAAGUGUUUGUGCUAACGUCUACGAAAAAACAAUUAUUGAGCUUUCAUGCGACAGAAAACCCAUUUCUGCCAUCAAAUUUGCAUCCUUUGGUAACCCAGAUGGCAAUUGUGGAUCUUUUGAAAAAGGAACUUGUGAAUCAAGUAAAAACACGGCCGAUAUUCUCACACAAGAAUGUGUUGGAAAAGAGAAGUGUUCCAUUGAUGUCUCAACAGAAAAGUUUGGUGCACCAGAUUGCAGUGGUGCUCCUAGAAGGCUUGCAGUCGAAGCUAUAUGUUAA